AUGCAGCUUCCACUCCUACGAUUUCUCCCUCUUCCCUCCUCCUCCACCUCCCUCUCCGCCUUCGACUACCUGCAAACCGUCGGGGAGCACGCUCAACACAGCAUGGCCCGCUUCAGCUGGAUGCAAGCAUUGCUUGCACUCUCAUCUCUGGUACAGGGCCAGCAGAGCACAACAUCGGACCUCGCAGACGGACUCACGGCUACCGCAUACGGCACCGGCACUUUCACCAACUCCAUUGCUACUGCUACGGUCUCGGGGGCUACAAGCAUAUAUUCUAUUCCUUUCACCGUCCCAGCCUCUGCUGAUGUUGGCCCCAACAUCUUGCCAAACAUCAAGGAUCCAAACGCCAAGCAGGCGCAGGCACUAUGUCCUGGAUACCGUGCUAGCAACGUCAACCAUACCGAGUAUGGCUUCACUGCUGAGCUGAACCUUGCCGGACAACCUGUAGGUUGACCCCUGGAAGGACGUGGAAUGAACUAGCUGACAGAGAAAGUGCAACGUCUAUGGCACCGACAUCGAGACCCUCAACUUUGAGCUAGACGUGCAGUCAGCGCAUAGAAUUCGUGUAUUGAUACAGCCCGCCUACCUCGACAACAGCAACCGCAGCCAGUACAUCUUGAGCGACGAGCUCGUUCCUGUGCCCAAGCAAGGCAUACCCGACCCCGAGACACAGAACAUCGACCUCCAGUUUAGCUGGACAAACGAGCCCUCUUUCGCAUUCAAGGUCAUUCGCAAAUCUACAGGCGAUGUUCUCUUCGAUACCACCGGCAGUGUUCUUGUCUAUGAGAACCAAUUCAUCGAGUUCGUUUCUCAAUUGCCAAGAAACUACAACCUCUACGGCAUGGGCGAACGUAUCCACGGUCUGCGUCUUGGCAACAACUUUACGGCUACCUUCUAUGCGGCUGAUGCUGCCGACCCGAUCGAUGAGAACAUCUACGGUGUCCACCCGUUCUACAUGGAUACAAGAUACUACGAGGUGGACGAAGAUACUGGAAAGCACACUCUAGUGACAACCGAGAACACCACUACAAAUGGAGACUAUGUCGGUAUGAGCCAUGGUGUUUUCCUGCGAAAUUCACACGGUAUGGAAGCUUUGAUGCUUCCUACGAACCUUACCUGGAGAUCGCUUGGUGGGUCCAUUGAUCUGUUCGUCUUUGACGGACCAAAUCCAGAGGCCGUUACCAAGCAGUAUCAGACUGGAGCUAUCGGUCUACCCGCGAUGCAACAGUACUGGACAUUUGGAUUCCAUCAGUGCCGCUGGGGAUACAAGAAUUGGACCGAGCUGGAGGGUGUUGUCAACACUUAUCGUGACUUCAACAUCCCGUUGGAGACGAUCUGGACGGACAUCGAUUACAUGUUCCAGUACCGCGACUUUACGAAUGAUCAGAACACCUUCCCGUACCCGGCUGGACAGGAAUUCUUGAGUCGUCUGCACGGCAAUGGUCAGCACUAUGUCCCGAUCGUUGACUCUGCGAUCUACAUUCCAAACCCGAACAAUGCCUCCGACAACUACUCUGUUUACACUGAUGGCAACGACCGCGGAGUAUUCCUCAAUAACCCCGAUGGCAGCCAGUACAUUGGCUCUGUCUGGCCUGGCUAUACCGUCUUCCCGGACUGGCAUGCCGAGGAAUCCGUCCCAUGGUGGACAGACAGUCUGCUGGAGCACUACAAGAACGUACCCUGGGAUGGCAUUUGGAUCGACAUGUCUGAAGUCUCUUCUUUCUGCGUCGGUAGCUGUGGAUCUGGAAACCUCAGUCUCAACCCAGUCCACCCACCAUUUGGUCUCCCAGGUGAGCCAGGAAACUUAGUCUUGACGUAUCCGGAAGGCUUUAAUCUGACCAACGCGACCGAGGCUGCUGCCGCUUCAUCCAUGUCCGCAUCCCAGGCCUCGUCUGUAGCCGCUGCGACUCCAACAGCAUCCAGUCCCUCUUACUUCAUGGCGCCUACAAUCACGCCCGGAGUCCGUGACGUCAACCAGCCACCGUAUGCGAUCAACAACGUCCAAGGCGAUCUUGCAGUUCACGCAGUGAGCCCCAAUGCUACCCACAUCGACGGUACUCAGGAGUACGAUGUCCACAGUCUCUUCGGCUACCAAAUUCUGAACGCUACGUAUCAGGGCCUGCUAGCUGUCUUCCCAGAGAAGCGCCCCUUCAUCAUUGGACGAAGUACCUUCGCGGGCAGUGGCAAGUGGGCAGGUCACUGGGGCGGUGACAAUACUAGCUUGUUCGCGUACAUGUAUUUCUCGAUCUCCCAGGCACUCAACUUCGCGCUUUUCGGUAUACCAAUGGUAAGUGAAGACAAUUAAAUUCGCUCUGCACUCUGCUAAUUCGGGCUAGUCCGGCGUCGACACCUGCGGCUUUAAUGGUAACUCAGAUGAAGAGCUGUGUAAUCGCUGGAUGCAGCUCUCGGCUUUCUUCCCAUUCUACAGAAACCACAACACGCUCUCUGCCAACUCUCAGGAAGCCUACAUCUGGGCGUCUGUUGCCGAGGCCUCGAAGAAGGCCAUGACUAUCCGCUACUCGCUGCUUCCAUACAUGUACACCCUCUUCUACCUCGCCCACACGACUGGCAGCACGGUCAUGAAGGCUCUAUCUUGGGAGUUCCCCAACGAGCCAUCGCUCAAGGCUAUCGACAACCAGUUCCUCCUUGGACCUGCACUCAUGGUCGCUCCCGCGCUUGGCCAGGGUCAACAGCAAGUACACGCCAUCUUCCCUGGUGUCAAGGACGGCGAAGUGUGGUAUGACUGGUACACCCAGGCUGCGGUCUCUGCUCAGCCAGGUCAGAACGUUUCCCUCGACGCACCGCUUUCGCACAUUCCAUUGUUUGUCCGUGGUGGAUACAUUCUCCCUCAACAGGAAGCGCUGUACACGACUGCAGAGUGCCGCAAUAGCUCGUGGAGCCUCAUCGCUGCUCUGGACUCCGAUGGUUCUGCUAUGGGACAGAUUUACAUCGACGACGGCGAGAGCGUCAGUCCUCCAUCAAGCCUGAUUGUCGAUAUGACUGCUUCAAACGGCAGCUUGUACGCCUCCGGCCGUGGCUUGUACAAGGAUACCAACAGUCUGGCCAACGUGACUGUCCUUGGUGUGCAGAAGCAGCCAAGCACUGUCACUCUGAACGGGAUGCGGAUCGGCAGUGGGGUCAGCUACAACAGCACGAGUAAGGUUCUUAGCCUGAGAGGGCUACAGAACGCAACGAGCGUGGGCGCUUGGGCGAGCGAUUGGAAGCUCACAUGGGCUUAG
Molecule: messenger RNA, 3239 nt
Organism: Lecanosticta acicola
Lineage: Eukaryota; Fungi; Ascomycota; Dothideomycetes; Mycosphaerellales; Mycosphaerellaceae
Source: the annotation of a GenBank genome assembly